AUGAAUUUGAGACGCACGCAGAAAGUAUUGCGCGGUGUUGCUCAUGGUCGUGGUCGUGUUGUUAAUACUUGGUCAGGACUGCGCUUAACAAAUCUGAGAGUUGAGCUUCCUGUGCUUCAGAGGCUUUGCUUCUCUCUCUUGCAAGGAUCUACCUUGCGAAUUUGGACCAUUUCAAAAUUUCGAGUCACUAAUAGAGCAGGUUAUCAUAGCGAAAGUGAUCAUGCAUCAGCCAGCGAAAAUCAGGUCCCUCCCCCAUUCGAUCAGUAUUGUUUGAGUGCAAGUAAUACACUAAGCAAGGGUCAACGUGUCGAGAUAUCGCGUCUGAGAGUGAUGGCAGAUGCUUCCUGGGAGAUACAAGAAGAUCGGUUUGAUGAUUUGGAUUCGGAUAUUGACUGCAAAUCUAAUUAUGGGGAUGACGUUUACAUCGAUGAGCAUGAAAUGGUCGUGCCAAAAAACAUUGCUGAAUUGGAGGAAGUAGAUUGUGUGCAGCCAAGACUUUCGACUAUAGUCGAAGAAUCGAACAUUGUAGCAGAAGGUAAUGAAAAUAGCAAAGCUGAGGAGUUUUCUGAUCCUGUUUUCGGAUCUGGAUUAAGAGGAGAACUGGGCACUGAAAAAGUUUUAGGAACACAUUCUAUAUUUCAGGCAGCUGGUGAGUACGGCUAA
Thelazia callipaeda (thelaziosis nematode) is the source of this 663-nucleotide messenger RNA. The record is from the annotation of a GenBank genome assembly. Lineage: Eukaryota; Metazoa; Nematoda; Chromadorea; Rhabditida; Thelaziidae.